Molecule: messenger RNA, 2427 nt
Organism: Saccostrea cuccullata (small rock oyster)
Lineage: Eukaryota; Metazoa; Mollusca; Bivalvia; Ostreida; Ostreidae
Product: integrin beta-like protein C
Exons: 16
Coding region: 386-2203 (605 amino acids)
Molecular function (GO): Notch binding; calcium ion binding
Source: RefSeq, a predicted model, not a curated record
UACAAGGUAUAUUUAAGUCUUUAAGGAAGGUGCAAAAAUAGGCACCUUAAUCUGAAGAUGAUCCUUGGGCUGGAUUUAAGUUUGAAUAAUCGCGUGAGAACUUCCUUAUGAAUGCAGUAAAAGUUGCAUGAGUGUAAUAUUUAUACAUGUGAAAUACUAUAUCAAAGUUGACACAUCCAGUUAUAAGAUUAUACCCCUUCUACCUCCAAGAAGUUUUUCUUGACAUAUCUAUUUAUAUUUGGAAACUUUCCAUUGUUUUUCAUAUAUCAUCAAUGUUAUAAGGAAGUGGAUCCAUCUGCAUGAUGAAUUAUUUUAUUGGUUGCUUUCUAACUGCCUUCUAUAUAUAAAAGUAGAUUUUCUGCAUUAAGAAAUUAAAAAAAUAAGGAUGAAUACCAUACUUCACAUUCUGUUGAACUUUGUUAUUGUGACAGUGUCUGAAGCUAGUCAUUUUAGAGGCGGCACAAUAAGUUGGCAACCUACUGGAAUCGGUUAUGGGGUCCAGUUCUCAUUUAAGCUGGGAUGGCGAUAUGGUACGGGACCUGGUUGCACUCCAGCGUUGAUAGGUUCCCUGGUUACCGGGAUGAAUAGUACCUUCUGGAGAUGUACGUCAGGUUGUAAUUCGACCUCCCAGUCUUUGAGUACAGUAAACUAUAUAUGUACAGGAGCAAGCGUAGCUGAGGAUUGGGAACAAGGGGAGAGGACUUUUGACUAUACAUUUCCCGGGGAAGGCCCUUUCGUCGUUGAAUUUGCAAGUUGUUGCUGGAUAAGUUUGGACUAUGGGUCUGGUAGUUCCUGGUCAAUUCGUACAGUCGUUAAUUUGGCCAGUAGGAAUGAUAUCCAGCAACCUAACACCAGUCCUGUCACAACAGGGAAACCAAUGUACACACUACAGUAUGGUUGUCGGCUUGCCUUACAAAUUCCAGUAGCAGAUACUGAUAGUGAUAUUUUAAGAUGUCGUUGGUCCACAGGGUCAGAAUGUGUCUCUGUCUGUUCCGCUCUCCCUUACGCCAGCUUGGAUAGAGAAACUUGCACGAUAUCCUUUCCAUCAAAUCACACUGUGAAUGGUACAUAUGCUGUAGCUGUAACUGUAGAAGACUUUCCCCGCUCAAAUAUUACUAUUGGUGGGACGACGUAUACUCCAUCUGACCCAAUGACGGCAAUUCAUCUCCAGUUUCUUGUGAGGACUGCUAGUUUGUCUGGUGGUUGUGAGGAACGACCUGUUUUUGUCAAUAACACUCCUCCAGAGGGCACCAUUUUUAACGUUUUGACGGGACAAACGUUACACAUUUCAUUUUACAUCGCUAGCAAUCAAACAAUAACAAGAGUUGAUGUUACCUCACCAGCUGGGAUGACGUAUACUUCUCCCAUGCCAUACCCAGGACGACCAUGGGUUUUCUUUAUAAACACAACAUGGACACCAACAGCACUACAGAUUGGUUCACAUAUACUAUGCGCCUUAGCAGAAGAUAAUAAUGGAAAAGCAAGUGAUUCUCGUUGUGUUCAAAUAAGAGUUUCAGAUAUAAGCCCCUGUAUAUAUGAACCUUGUCUGAAUAAUGGGACGUGCAUUCGUUUGGGAAUGACCCAAAACUUCACGUGUAGCUGUAUUUCUGGGUACACCGACAGAAUAUGUCAAACAGAAAUUGACGAGUGUGCGAGUCAACCAUGCCUGAAUGACGGGACAUGUACAGAUUUUGUUAAUUCGUUUUCCUGCUUCUGUCAUCCUGGAUUCACUGGUGCUAAUUGUGAAACAGACAUAAACGAAUGUGCAAGUUUUCCUUGUCUUAACGGUGGCUCGUGUGUAGAUCAGAUAAACCUUUACCAAUGCGCAUGCGCUGCUGGCUUUGAAGGAUACAACUGUGAGAUAGACAUUGACGAAUGUGAAACAGACCCAUGUAUAUUCCUGUUUGAUUGCUUUGAUGGGCUAAAUGAUCGAACUUGUAAACUCAACGAAUUCAAAUUGGCAGCAUUAGUAACUGCAUUAGCACUUACUGCUGGAAUCAUUAUAUUCCUCGUCUGUAAAAACAAGAAGAAAUACAAGGAAGUAGACCAUUCCUGGCUAUCUAACUACUUAGAUGUUCGAAAACCUGACUCUCAGCCAAAACUUGUAUACCAGCCAAAAUCGGUCCAAAAUUUAAAAAACAACCUAGUUCAGUCUGUAACUUGUUUAGUUUUACAUCCAAAAACUUUCUUAAAUGAGAUAUAAUGAUAAGAGAAUAGGUUUUUAAAUCUGUAUUUUAUAUCAACAGAUUGUUUUGUUUAAUAUUUAUUGCAUGAAAUAUGUUGCUACUAUAACUGUAUCAAAACCAUGACUGAUAUUUUAUAUGCAUAAAUGGAUCAACUCUUGAAAAAUAACAAUAUAAAGUAAUUUUUGGAUGAACUCUACAAUAAUUAUAAUCUAAGCUGUUUUUCUAAUCAACAUGGCUGAAA